AGUUUGUCGCACUCGUGCAUAAAUCCCGUAAGAAGAAGGGAACGGCUGAGAAAGUGGGCUUUUCUUCUCAACCGAACCCUGUGCGCCACAGUGGAGAAACUCGUCGUGCGCUUCAGCUUUAUUAGACGCGAGUUUCAUCUGUCAAGUCUGCCUGGAUCUGUGUGCUGGUCCAUCCUCUCCCCAAGUCCUUCAAGAACCUGAGCUCCCACCAGGAUGAGAAGUGAAAGCCUACUGAUGGGCGUGUCCCUGCUUCUGCUGCUCCAGCCGACGACAUCCAUGGCCAUGCCACAGAACUCCACCAGUUGGCAGCAGAUUCUGGACAAGUACCUGGACGAGAGCGGGGAGGCGUGGAAGGCCAAGCAGAGGGGGAAGAGGGCCAUUUCCGACACUGACGCUCAGCUCAUUCUAGACCUGCACAACAAGCUCCGAGGUCAGGUCUACCCACCUGCGUCCAACAUGGAGUACAUGGAAUGGGACACGGAGUUGGAGCGCACAGCAGAGGAGUGGGCCGAGACCUGUCUGUGGGAGCACGGCCCGGCCGGCUUGUUACCCCAGAUUGGACAAAAUCUAGGGGCUCACUGGGGAAGGUAUCGCCCACCCACUUUCCACGUCCAGGCCUGGUACGAUGAAGUCAAAGACUUCUCGUUCCCGUACCCUCAGGAAUGUAACCCCUACUGCCCCUACAGAUGUUCUGGUCCUGUGUGCACUCACUACACUCAGCUGGUGUGGGCCACAAGCAGCCGGAUUGGAUGCGCCGUGAAUUUGUGCUACAACAUGAACGUGUGGGGUCAGAUUUGGGCCAAAGCUGUUUAUCUGGUCUGCAACUACUCGCCAAAGGGAAACUGGUGGGGCCAUGCUCCGUAUAAACACGGGACCCCAUGCUCCGCCUGUCCCCCCAGCUAUGGAGGUGGAUGCAAGGACAACCUCUGCUACAAAAAUGACAACCCCAACCGUCCUCCGGAGGAAAAAGAAGAAAACAACUUCAUUGAACAAGAGCCUCCCCGUGCGCCACAGCGGUUCCGGCCCCAGGCCCCUAAACCAGAGCCUGCUGGUAUCCCCACCCCAGCCCCCACUGUGCCCCCCACAGAGGACGAGAACAAGAAUGAAGUGGUCAACACAGAGCAGAUGUCACAACUAGUGACCUGUGACACAAAGCUACGUGAUCAAUGUAAAGGAACGCCGUGCAACAGAUACGAGUGUCCAGCUGGAUGUUUGGAUGCCACAGGAAAAGUGGUUGGGACCGUUUACUAUGAAAUGCAAUCAAGUGUGUGCAGGGCUGGUCUGCAUGCUGGUAUCAUUGAUAAUGAUGGAGGAUGGCUCGACGUCACGAGGCAAGGGCGAAAGGACUAUUUUAUAAAGUCCAACAAGAACGGCGUCCAGACUCUCGGGAAAUAUCAGAGCGCCAAUUCCUUCACAGUUUCCAGAGUAGCAGUCACAGCGAUUACGUGUGAGACAACAGUUGCGCAGCUGUGUCCAUACCAGAGGCCGGUGAGACACUGUCCGAGGUUGUACUGCCCGGGAAAUUGUUUAGAAGAGAACUCCAGUGAAUACAGGGUCAUUGGCUCUGGAAUAUACUCAGAUAGUUCCAGCAUAUGCCGGGCAGCGAUACACGCCGGAGUCAUCAGGAACCAUGUGGGCGGAUACAUAGAUGUGAUGCCCGUAGACAAGCGGAGACAAUAUAGCGCUUCCUAUCAAAAUGGCAUUUACUCUGAAAGUCUUCAAAACCCCCCUGGAGGGAAGGCGUUCCGGGUGUUUGCUGUGAUUUGAGUGACCCGCGACACGGCUGUAAACCGGAGGCGUGCUGAUGAAUAGGCCUUGAUCAGAACCCCGCUGUCAAUGACUGAAAUAUUUCUGCCUUUGCUCCGCCGCGUGGGUCACAGGUCGUCUCCAUGGCAGCAUCAACAAAAACUUGACACCUGCAUGAAAAGAAGCUGUCUGGAAUUCACGGGACAUUUAUGAACUGUAAAUACUUUUUGCUGAUGUUUUGAAACUGAGUGGUUGGUUGCGUUUUGUGUCCGAGUAUUGAUGGUGUAAACCCUAUGCUAUAGCAGUGUGUAAUGGCACUUACGGCUCGUUGAUAUAUAUUAUUUCAAGGCACAUUUUUACAAGUGCUCUAGUACAGGGUUUUGUAUUUGAAUGAGUGUCUAACACAACUAUUUUUUUAUAUGCUUCUUAGGUAUCAGUAUGAGUCAUUAAAAACGCUGCUACAGAAUUCAUGACUUUCAUUUCAAUAAAACAGGAGUUUUGGUUUUGUUCAUGAAACGCUCUCCUGCAGGCGGGAAGGUUGCCGAAUGAAAACUACAGUUUAAAUGUUCAGAAAUUUGGAUUAACCUGUUUGUGACACAAUAUUAGUUGUUUGUCUUUAUAUGUCCUGCCAUGACAAAUUCGUUACGUUUUCGUUUCCAUGUCUCUUGUAUA
Molecule: messenger RNA, 2418 nt
Organism: Synchiropus splendidus (mandarinfish)
Lineage: Eukaryota; Metazoa; Chordata; Actinopteri; Syngnathiformes; Callionymidae
Gene: crispld1a
Product: cysteine-rich secretory protein LCCL domain containing 1a
Exons: 15
Coding region: 214-1767 (517 amino acids)
Cellular component (GO): extracellular region
Source: RefSeq, a predicted model, not a curated record